Molecule: messenger RNA, 1156 nt
Organism: Gorilla gorilla gorilla (western lowland gorilla)
Lineage: Eukaryota; Metazoa; Chordata; Mammalia; Primates; Hominidae
Product: heterogeneous nuclear ribonucleoprotein C-like 2
Exons: 2
Coding region: 244-1125 (293 amino acids)
Cellular component (GO): nucleus
Molecular function (GO): RNA binding
Source: RefSeq, a predicted model, not a curated record
CCUGGAGUUCCUGCUUGGCUCUUCCUGAGGUCUGAGCACCUUCUAAACUACAUCCAGAUCUGAAUUCUUGUUGGGAGCCAUUUUGUGAAGAGACGAGGACUGAGCUGUUUUGGCCGCAUUUCUGGCCUCGAGCUGCAGUCAGCUUCUCCACGUAGAACCCGGCAGUAGGAGACUUAGAAUCGAAUCUCUUCUCCCUCCCGCCUCCUGUUUUUGGCUUUUUGAGAAACCUUAUCAUCCAACACAAUGGCCAGCAAUGUUACCAACAAGACGGAUCCUCACUCCAUGAACUCCCGUGUGUUCAUUGGGAAUCUCAACACUCUUGUUGUCAAGAAAUCGGAUGUGGAGGCGAUCUUUUCCAAGUAUGGCAAAAUUGCGGGCUGCUCUGUUCAUAAGGGCUUUGCCUUCGUUCAAUAUGAUAAGGAGGAAAAUGCCCGGGCUGCUGUAGCAGGAGAGGAUGGCAGAAUGAUUGCUAGUCAGGUUGCAGUUAUUAACCUGGCUGCAGAGCCAAAAGUGAGUCGAGGAAACGCAGGUGUGAAACGAUCAGCAGCAGAGAUGUACGGCUCUUCUUUUGACUUGGACUAUGGUUUUCAACGGCAUUAUUAUGAUGGGAUGUACAGUUUCCCAGCACGUGUACCUCCUCCUCCUCCCAUUGCUCUGGCUGUAGUGCCCUCGAAACGUCAGCGUGUAUCAGGAAACACCUCACGAAGGGGCAAAAGUGGCUUCAAUUCUAAGAGUGGAAAGCGGGGAUCUUCCAAGUCUGGAAAGUUGAAAGGAGAUGACCUUCAGGCCAUUAAGCAGGAGUUGACCCAGAUAAAACAGAAAGUGGAUUCUCUCCUGGAUAACCUGGAAAAAAUUGAAAAGGAACAGAGCAAACAAGAGGUAGAGGUGAAAAAUGCUAAGUCAGAAGAGGAGCAGAGCAGUAGCUCCAUGAAGAAAGAUGAGACUCACGUAAAGAUGGAGUCUGAGGGGGGUGCAGAAGACUCUGCUGAGGAGGGGAACCCACUGGAUGAUGGUGAUAAUGAAGAUCAGGGGGACAACCAGCUGGAUUUGAUCAAGAAUAAUGAAAAAGAGGCUGAGGAAGGAGAGGAUAACAGAGACAGCACCAAUGGCCAGGAUGACUCUUAAGCACAUAGUGGGGUUGAGAAAUCUUAUCCCA